Molecule: messenger RNA, 2121 nt
Organism: Sorghum bicolor (sorghum)
Lineage: Eukaryota; Viridiplantae; Streptophyta; Magnoliopsida; Poales; Poaceae
Exons: 2
Coding region: 1-2121 (706 amino acids)
Molecular function (GO): nucleic acid binding; zinc ion binding
Source: RefSeq, a predicted model, not a curated record
AUGGCAGGAUGUGGAGAUGGUGCCGCUGUUUCGGUGGAGGAAUUUCAGGAGUUGCGUACACAAAUGAAUGAUUUGGUGCAGCAGCUCCAAACUCUCCAAUUGAACAUACCACGUCGAGAACCGCCACCAAAUGAGGAUGAUGAUAUUGACGAGGAGGAUGAGCCACCGCGUCGUCCCGCUGGUCGUGGACGUGGCGGGCGUGGUCAUGGUCUUCUUAAUUUUGGUCGUGCUCGGCGCAUUCCUGUUCGAGGUGGACGAGAUUAUGAUGGUGAUGAUGAUAUGUUGUCUGACAUGGAUGAUCAUCGCCAUGGUGGCCAUCGUGGUUAUCGUGACCGCCACCGUCGCCUUGAUGAUGAUGGUUUAAGCAAAGUGAAAGUGUCUAUUCCAAAAUUUAAUGGAAAAGAAAGUGCUGAUGAUUAUUUUGAGUGGGAGACUAAGGUUGAACAGAUCUUUGAUUUGUAUCCUUAUCCUCCUGUCAAGAAAGCAAAGCUUGCUGCAAUUGAGUUUUCAGGCUAUGCAAUCACUUGGUGGAAUCAAGUGUGUACUGAACUCCGACGCGCUGGACAUGAUCGUAUUACUUGGGAAGACAUGAAGAGGGAAAUGCGACGUCGUUUUGUUCCUGCAUAUUACUCUCGUGAUCUACAUUUGAAGCUAAAACGUCUUGUGCAAGGUACUCGUACUGUUGAUGAAUAUUUUCAAGAAUUGGAAAUGUGUUUACUUCGUACAGGGAUAACUGAAGAUGAGGAAUCCACAAUGGCUCGAUUUCUGGUUGGCCUCAAUAAGCCCAUUGCUGAUAAAGUGGAUAUGACAAACUACACAUGUCUCACUGAGUUGGUACAUUUUGCAAAAAGGGCAGAACGACAACUUGCUGGAUCUUAUAAAGAUCGUGCUUCAUUUUCAGCUCAUAAUAGUGCUACUUCAUGGCGCCAGUCACAGCAGCACGGGUCAGGGGUGCACACACCUACAUCUCGUGCAACUUCUUCCAAACAUUUUGAUUCCAAAGGCAAAGCUGUAAGCUCUACUCAGUCCAGCUCCUCUGCUACUGCAGCCCCAAGGCAUACAAGCAAGAUUGAGUGUUUUAAGUGUGGUGGUCAUGGGCAUAAGCAAGCUGAAUGUCCCAAUCGUCGUACGAUUAUUGCCCUUGCUGAUGGUUCAUAUGAUUCACAAAGUGAAGAGGAGGACGAGUUUCACAAUGUCUUUGCAGAUCAUACUCUUGACACUUGUGAGUAUUCAGCUGAGGAUGGUACUUUUGAGCUAGGUCUGAAUUGUUUAGCUAUUCAACCUAUUCUAACUUUUGCUCCCAGUGACAUGAUAGAAGAUGUUAUUUCUCCAUAUUCUAAUGAGAUUACUAGUGCUGAUUUUGAUGAGUUGCUUGCUGAUUUUCCUGAUUUGGAGCCUUCUAAAAUGAAUAGAUCAUCUCCUUAUUUGGUGGUUAGAAGAGUUCUUUCCACUCAGUUUGUUGCUGCUGAACAAGGACAACGUCAUAAUUUGUUUCAGUCCCGAUGCAAAGUGAAAGGUCAAGUGUGUCGUUUCAUCAUAGAUGGUGGGAGCUGCAAUAAUAUUGUUAGUGCCUUGCUUGUUGAGAAGCUUGGCCUACCAACACGCCGCCAUCCACACCCUUACCAUAUGCAGUGGCUGAAUAAUUCAGGGACAGUGAAGGUCUCAUCCAUGGUUCGUUUGUCUUUCUCCAUUGGUGACUAUCAUGGUGAGGUUGAUUGUGAUAUUGUACCCAUGCAAGCAUGCCAUUUGCUGUUGGGUCGUCCAUGGCAGUUUGAUGUGGAUUCGGUGCACUUUGGGCGGUCUAACAAGUAUACUUUCAUCCACAACGACAAGAAGGUGGUUCUUGUUCCAUUAUCUCCAGAAGAGAUCUAUGCUUCAGAUGUGGCUCGCAUGAAAAAAGAAGAAUCUGACAAAAGAAAAUUGAGUGAGGCUGCCAACACUAUGCUGUUCUUGAUCUCUUACAGGACUUUGAAGAUGUUUUUCCUGAUGAGGUACCAGCUGGCCUUCCUCCACUCCGUGGUAUUGAGCAUCAAAUCGAUUUGGUACCUGGAGCUUCUCUUCCCAAUCGUCCAGCCUACCGUGCUAAUCCUGAAGAAACCAAAGAAAUUCAGCGACAGGUAA